CCCGUCCCUUGCACCAAAAGCACGUUUAAUACCACUUCUAUACUACACUAUGGAAAUGUGAACUGAAAUAUUAAUUCUAAAAGAAAAACCGAUAAGCGUUACAUAAAACAAAAACUGUUUGUAAGCUCUGUUUUGUAAAUCAAUCGAUCCGUUGAACGGAUAUUUAAGUGUUGUGUCAUAAACGAUAUUUUUUAUAAAUACGUGUUUAAAUUUACCAUAAUAUAAUAUUAGGAAUGUAUUUUUGAAGGAGGAACAGUUUUUUUUUUUCCAAACUUCAUAUACUCGGAUGAUAGUUUCCGACAGUGCGUGGAUGCGGAGCUUGCGUAAUUUCGGCGGCAAUAGAGCAUCCUCGUUGCUCGUGCGGUGAUGACGCCAUGGAUGCACUGGUCCCGCUGGCGGUGGUCUGGUUGGUGGUAGUGAGCGGCGCUCCCAACGCGACCCGACGCCGGCCCGACGCUUCAGAUGAACCCCUACUGCCGGAAGACGAGGACGAACUGGCUCAUCACCUCGACUACUAUGAUGAAGAGAGGAUUAACAUAUCAGAAAAGGGCCGAUAUUUGGGCUCCCCGUGUGAAUUCACUUGUAACCCGAAGCUGGUCCACGUGUUCUGCGACCCGGCCACUUCGACUUGCCAAUGUGACCAUAAACACCCGGUGCCGCUGGGAGUCGCUAAUGGUUGUGCUAAACCGAAGAAACUUGGCGAGCAGUGCUUCUACAGACAAACGUGUCGUGCCUUCGAUGCCCAUUCGUCGUGUGUGCAGGUCAAUCACAACGCUUACUGCAAAUGCGAGCCCGGGUACCACAGCACUUCGCACUCCAGGCCCACCUACCGAGUCUUCUGCACUGAAGAUAUGGUGUUGCUGACAGCGGACAUGCCGACGCUCCUGGGCGUGGCGUCGGGGAUCUUCGUGUUGGCGGGAUUGCUCUGCAUGGUGCUGCAUCUCUACACUAAGGCGCGGUACCAUCCUACGCACCUAGCCGACGCGAGGCUAACCCCGCCUUGCUUGUAUUCUCUCAACGACACUGGUGGGACGCUGAGCGCGACCCGUGCGUCGUCUCGGGCGUCGUCCCGUGCAUCGUCCCGCAGCGGAUGUACAAGCGGCACGCUGGACGACGGCGGGGGUGCGGGGUCGGGGCGGGGGUCGCGACGGGGGGUGCCGGUGUCAGCAUCGCGCGCAGGUGCGGCGCGCAAGGCGGCCAUCUUGCUCAUCUCGCGCCACCUCGCGGCCGUAAGGCGGGACGGCGGCGCGCACCCGCCUCGGUGCGCCGCCAAAGGUUCGCGACGUCCAAGUUUAAGUUCAGUGCAGAGCAGCACAUCGUCGAUAAGGAGUUACAGUGCGAAGAGGUGGGAGAGAGAAAGAGAACAGAAAGAAAGACGUCAGAUGAGUAUGCGACUUGCUCAGCUGCACGACAAGAUGUCUGCGGGCCGCGAGGUUCCUAAGCAUGCCCCAACACCAUCACCACGCUCGCCUAACAACUCCACAGAUGGACUGCUACCGUCUGUAUGUGAAAUUAGAGAAUUGUUAUCGAACCCUGAGCAGCAGCUGCAGGGAGUGGACGGGCCCUGUUCAAGCUCCUCGCUGUACUGACAGCAGGCUCGAUCGAAGACGGCGCACCUUCGCCGUUCCUUAGACUCCUUGUCUUCGGACGGAUCCCCAGCUAUUGCCUGGAUGUAGGCUGACAGACAUUGAACCAAUCGAAUUAUUCCCGUGAGUGAUCAUCGAAUCUCGACGAAAUUUGUCUACAAUUUGAUGAAUUUCAGGACAUUUGGUAGGUUAAGUUAAGACAGAAGCACACAGAAGACCCCUAUGGAAACACCACGAUUUAAAAGUAGUGUUGUAAACGCAAUAGAUUAUACCAUUGAGCUCCCGCUGUUGAAAAUUAUUGUAAUAAAUGAAAGCGCUUGAGCUUUUAGGAUGAGGUGGAGCAGCUAAGCUUUGUUUGUUUAAUAAUUUAUUGGUCAUUCUACAAUUUAUUAUU
Messenger RNA from Bombyx mandarina (wild silkworm), 1980 nucleotides. RefSeq lists its product as uncharacterized. Lineage: Eukaryota; Metazoa; Arthropoda; Insecta; Lepidoptera; Bombycidae. The record is from RefSeq and is a predicted model, not a curated record.